This is a messenger RNA of Rodentolepis nana, 984 nucleotides long. NCBI's taxonomy places the organism in Eukaryota, Metazoa, Platyhelminthes, Cestoda, Cyclophyllidea, Hymenolepididae. The record is from the annotation of a GenBank genome assembly.
AUGGCUCAUCUGGCCACCAGCCGAAUUCGUCAUGUCACAAUUAUAGGUCGUCGUGGCCCACUUCAAGCUGCCUUUAUGUUACGGGAAUUUCGUGAGUUAUGCCGAAUGCCAAUGACCAAGCGAACUAAAAAGGAGGGCCUUCACAUUGAAUUCGCUCCAACUGGUGUAUUUGAUGAAACCCUUCUCACUGGGCACAAUCGUGCAGUCCUCCUUGAUGGACUUCCACGGGGCAGACGAAGAUUGAUUGAUUUUAUUCUGGAAAAAUCGAAUUCAUCACCUUCUCCAAUUAAACCUGAAAUAGACGGCGAUCCUCUAAAAUGCGAAUUCCUCUUUCUACGAUCACCUAUUCGAAUUAUUCCUCGUAGCUCUGACCACCCCGAUCCUAGUGUAUCUAAUGUUGCUGGUAUUGAUCUAGAAGUCAAUAGGCUUGUGGGACCCCCAAGUGAAAAUCAAAAGUGUGUAGGCUGCGCAGACAUUCCUCUUGAACGCCUAGACUGUGACCUGGUGGUUCGGAGUAUCGGACAACGAAGUGCUAAAAUUGAUCCAGAUCUGCCGUUUAAUGAGGAGAGGGGCGUGAUUGCUUGCUCAGAUGGAUACGGCCGAGUUCCACUCCCUGCGUGCCUUCAUGGUGUGGAUGAUGGUGGUGCUCAGCUCUAUGCCUCUGGUUGGGCAAAAGUUGGUGCGGUGGGUGUUAUCCUCAACACUCUGGCGGAUGCUAGAUUGACUGCUGAAGGGAUUUUAAUUGAUUUGGCAAAUAGAAAAUCCUCUUCAGACCACGUUGGAUUCGCGGGAAUUCGAAAUAUAGUUGAAAGUCGAGGCAUUCGUCCAGUGAGCUUUGAGGAAUGGGAGCGAGUGGAUGCGAAGGAGAAGGCAACUGGAAGGGAUCUUGGGAAACCGCGAGAGAAGAUCACAUCAUUGAAGGAAAUCCUCCAAGUCGCAUUUGCUGAAGUAGCUAGGGAGAGGAAUGGCAAUAGAGCUGUGUGA